Molecule: messenger RNA, 12594 nt
Organism: Tetrahymena thermophila SB210
Lineage: Eukaryota; Ciliophora; Oligohymenophorea; Hymenostomatida; Tetrahymenidae
Product: dynein heavy chain 1, axonemal protein
Exons: 33
Biological process (GO): microtubule-based movement
Cellular component (GO): dynein complex
Molecular function (GO): dynein intermediate chain binding; ATP binding; minus-end-directed microtubule motor activity
Source: RefSeq, a predicted model, not a curated record
AUGGCUGUAAAUCCUAAUAUUAGAAGAUAAAGAGGUAUUUAUUCUGAAGUUAUAGAUCCAGAAAAUGCUUAAAAGAUAGAUCCUAAAAUAGUUCAAGCUGGUCCUAAGGUAGAAAUAUAUAAGUCCAUUUCAGUUACAUCUCUGCCUAAAGCUAUUUCGCUUUAGCGCUUAUAGUCAAGAAAUGGCUUGAGACCAAACACCUCGAGUUAGAAGUUAUUUUCUGAUGAAAGAGAUAUUUUACGCUCUAGAAUGCAAUCCAGAAAUGAAUAAAGAAAAGUUCUAAGAGAAAAUGCAAAAAUAGUUUCAUCAGUAAAUCCAAAGGUUAUGGAACCUUACGAUCCUAUUCCAGGUCAAGUUCCUAGAAAAGUAGCCAUAGAUAGAAAGAAAAAGCAGUUUGCUUCUUAUUAACUGGAAGAUUUAAUGCUUUAUUUAAAUGUUGAUUUCAAUUAGCCUGAUACUUAAUGCGAAUGGCUUCCUCUUGAGCUUUUUGAUGAUAGCACUUUUGAUGAAAACUCUAGUUUUGAAUGGCUAGAUAGAACAAAAGGUGAUGAAGAAGAAAACGACUUUCAUCCUUUGACAGGAAGAGCUCUCUUCAAGAAUAGUGAAGAUAACAAAUUUUAUUAUUAAAAAGUAGAGAUCACAAGCUACACCAGAGAAACUAAUAAAUAUAAAGGCAGAAAAUUAGAAACAUUUAAUGCAGAUGAUGUCAUUAAUUUUGAAUUGCAUCGUAUAUUCGUUUGUUUUGAUGCCGAAGAUCCUAGAAAAUAUGUGCUUCGUUUAGCAAACGCUUUUUAACAAAGAGUGUAUACUGAUAGCAUAAUAAGAUAUAAUUUUUAUAUUGAUAAUAUGCCCACUCAAGAUUUGAGUGAGCUUGAUACUGAAUAGAAGAAGAGAAUUGCAGAUUUAGCAAAAACAACAAAAAUUGAAGAUUUAGAUACAACUGCUUUAAUAGCUGAUGUUAACAUGGAUUUUUCAAGAACUAUGAAUAAAAUUAUAUUUGAUACUUUUUUAGAGGAAUGCUAAGACUCCGAAUACUUCCCAAAGCAUUUACGCUUACCUCCCAAAGAGGAAGAAAAAGAAGUUAGAUAUUACGGUACUAUGGAAUUAGAAAGAACAAAGGGAAUUAAGGAAAUGCAUGUCACCUCAAAUCGUGAAAUUAGUUUUCAUGAACCCAAAGACUUCAACGAUACUUUUAAGAGCUUUUGUUUUGCAUCUCUGUACAUCAAAAAAGAAGUCAUUAAAGCCCUUCAAGAAAUUAGAGUAGAAUGCAAUAAAAUUAAUGACAUGGACAUAUUCUAAUUAAAAAUUGAUGAAGCCAUGCAUUUAGAUCAAUUUAAACAUUUAUAAGAAUCAUUUACUUCUUCAUUAAUAUAUCAAUUGAGAGGAACAUGGAUUGAGGGAAUGGUCAAAAUUAUCAAAACUCAAUUUGCUGAUGUUGGAAAAGGAUGGUUUAAUAUGAAAGAAAAUGAAAGAAUUACUUAUGAUUUUGGUAAAUUGAAAAAGUUUUUGACUGUUAUUCGUUUGAUGAUGCAGGACACUGUUACUAGUCUUGUUUAAAGAAAUUAUAACGAUUAUAGAGACAUGAUAUUAAGCUUCAUUCCUAGUAAAGUUAUAGUACAUGAUACAAGCAAAGUUGAAAAUAUAUUCCCUGAGCACGUAGAUGAAAAGAAAAGAACAAGAGCGUUGUUUUAACUAGAUUUAAAAACCCAAAAUGAUGAAAUAUUUAUUUAUUCUCCUAAAAAUCCUGAAGUUUUUGUUAAUGUUGUUUUGCAUGUUUUUGACAAGGCUUUAGAAGAAUUAGCUAAAAUUCCAGAUUUGGAACCAAAAAUUGCAUCUAAUCUUUACAAAGGCUAAAACCUAGAGACAUAUAUUAAGACACCUCAAAAACCUCGUGAAAAACCAGUAGAUCCUGAUCCAAAUGCUAGACCUCGUAAGUUCCCUGAUGAAAACAAAUGGAUAUGGGAAAUGGCUGAGCUUCUUAAAGAAAGAGUAGGAUAAGCUACCGAACCAUUGGCUGAUUAUUUGAAGGCAUUUGAUAAAUACAUUCCUAUUCUUAAAUCAACACCUGAAGAAUAUUGCAAAGCCAUGGAAAACGAAAUAGAAAAUCCUAGAGAUAUUGAAUCUAUUAAUGAUGAAAUUGCUGAAGUAGAAAGAAAAAAGAAAUAGCUCAAGAUUGACAUUCCUGAGUAUAUUCAUGUAAGCUGUUUUUAAAUAAGUUGCUUGGAAGUAAUAGCUCAUUUAGAUGAAAAACUAUCUGAUUUAUCAAAGAAUCUCAAAACAGUUAUUGCCAAAAGAGCUAAGGAGGGAACUACAAAUAUUUUUAAUUAAUUCACUUUGAUUAAAGCUAAAUUAAAUGAAGAUCCUACAAAUAUUGAAAAAUUAGUUGAAUUGUAAGAAUAUAUUACAAAUAUGCUUCCUAUUGAAUUGGAAAAGUUGAAAUCUGACAUGAAUAAAGUCUUCGAUGUCUAUAAAAUUAUGGAAGAUUUUAAUUAUAAAUUCACUCCAGAUGAAAUGAAUAAAAGAUGGAACGUAUUUGCAGGUCCAAGAGAUAUUUUGUAAUUGAUCAAUGAAAGAGAAGGAAAGCUAGAUAAAUUAAAGACAAAGUUUGCUGAAGAAAUGAAAGAAUAAUAAGAUGAAUUUAAAUAAAAUUAUGAAAAUCUUGAAUAAACCAUUCAAGGUUUCUCAAGCUAUAUCGAUAUUAAAAACCAUUCGGAUAUGGCUAAAAUGGUUAUGGAAAUUCACGAAUCUUUAUUAAGCAUUCAAGACGAAUCAAGAAAAUUCAAUCAACGUGAACAUCUUUUUGGAAAAGACAUGACUGAGUAUAAUAAACUUGGAAAUAUGCAAAAAGAAUUUACACCUUACUUUAACUUGUGGAAAAUAGUUGACUUUUGGAUGAAAGGUUUUAGUAAAUGGAUGUACGAUGACUUCGAUAAAGUAAAUGCAGAGGAAGUAGACAAAUUUGUUGAAGAAGGAGUUAAAACAUUAGGUGGUAUUAUGAGAGUUAUGAAAGAAAAAGAACUCACUUAGAUUUAUGAAAUUGCUUAAAAAAUAAAAGCUGAAAUGGAUGAGUUCAAACCAAAAGUUCCUCUUUUGGUUGCUCUUAGGAAACAGGGCAUGGAAGAAAGGCAUUGGAAAGACAUCUCACGUGUUAUGGGUAAAACUAUAGAAAAGAAAAAUGAAGGCUUUACCUUUGAUCAAAUUUUAUAAAUGGAUUUGAUGAAACAUGUUGAUGAGAUUGUUUAAAUUGGUGAAAGAGCAGGAAAAGAAUUCUAAAUUAAGACCUUACUUGACACUAUGGAGACAUAGUGGGAAGAAAUUAAUUUCUAGCUUCUUCCUUAUAAGCAAACUAGCAUUAUUAGGGGCUAUGAUGACAUUUCUAUUAUACUAGAUGAGCAUAUCGUCUAAACCUAAUCUUUGCUCUUUUCUCCAUACAAAAAAGAAUUUGAAGAAAGAAUAUUUGAAUGGGAUAAGUAAUUAACAACUAUGUCAGAUGUGUUGGAAGAAUGGGCAAAAUUCUAAGGUCAGUGGAUGUAUCUCCAACCUAUUUUUGAUAGUUAAGAUAUUGCAAAAUAAUUACCUGCCGAAACAAAGAAAUUUAGAACUAUAGACUCAACUUGGAAAACAAGUGUUACCUAAGCUAAGCACAUACUUAAUGUCCGUAAAGUGUGCACAGAAGAAGGUUUAUAUGACAAAUUAAGAGAGUCUAAUAAGAAUUUAGAAAUUAUCUAAAAGGAAUUAAAUAAUUAUUUGGAAAAAAAGAGAGAAAAGUUUGCUCGUUUCUAUUUCUUGUCUAAUGAUGAACUCCUUGAAAUUUUAUCUUAAACAAAAGAACCCACAGCAGUCUAGCCACAUUUAAAAAAGGUAUUCGAAAAUAUCCAUAAAAUAGAAUUUGAUGAUUAAAAGAAAAUUCAUGCAAUGUUUUCUGCCGAAAAUGAAAGAGUACCUUUUGAGAAAUUUGUAGAUCCAAAUCGUAAAAAUGUAGAAGAGUGGAUGGGUGAUGUAGAAAAUAUGAUGAAACGCUCUGUCCGUCGUGCAUUAAAUAAUUCAGUAGAAGAUUACAAUAAAAAGCCAAGACCAAAAUGGUGUAUUAGUCAUCCAGGUUAAUGUGUGCUAAACGGUUCAUAAGUAUUAUGGACUUAUGAAGUCGAAGAGGCCAUAAAAAAUGAAGGCCAAGAAGACAAAGUAGGAAUCAAAGGGUAUUGGGACAAAUUAAAACUAUAAUUAGACGAUUUGGUUGAUUUAGUUUGUACAAAAUUAACUAAGCAAUAACAAGUUACUAUCAAUGCUCUAAUCGUCAUUGAUGUGCAUGCAAAGGAUGUUGUUUAAAGACUUAUUAACGAAAAUGUCAAGGAUGUAUCAGCCUUCGAAUGGAUUUCAUAAUUGAGAUAUUAUGUUGAAAACGAAGAUGUUAGAGUAAAGUGCGUUCAGACUGAUUUCCCUUAUGGAUAUGAAUAUUUAGGAAACACUUUAAGAUUGGUUAUUACUCCUUUGACAGAUAAAUGUUAUAUGACUUUAAUGGGUGCUCUAAAGCUCAAUUUAGGUGGUGCUCCUGCAGGCCCUGCUGGAACAGGUAAAACAGAGUCAACAAAAGAUUUAGCUAAAGCACUUGCUAAGUAGUGUGUUGUAUUCAAUUGCUCUGAUAGUAUGGAUUAUAUUAUGGUUGGUAAAUUCUUUAAAGGUCUUGCUAGUGCUGGUGCUUGGUGCUGUUUUGAUGAAUUCAAUAGAAUUAACAUUGAAGUACUUUCCGUUAUUGCCUAACAACUCUUAUAACUUUUCGGAGCUAAAGAUAAAGGUAUUGGAUAGAUUGAAUUUGAAGGAUCCAAUAUUAAAGUUCUUCCUACAUUCUGUGUCUUCAUUACAAUGAAUCCUGGUUAUGCCGGUCGUACUGAAUUGCCUGAUAACUUAAAAGCCUUAUUCAGAAGUGUAGCGAUGAUGGUUCCAGAUUAUGCUAUGAUUGGUGAAAUUAUGCUUUAUAGUUUUGGUUUCAAGCUUGGUAGAGAGCUUGCUUAAAAAAUGGUCGUUACAUUCAAACUUUCUUCAGAACAACUAUCUUCUCAAGAUCACUACGAUUAUGGUAUGAGAGCAGUUAGAUCAGUUAUUAAUGCUGCAGGUUUGUUGAAAAGUGCUACUCCUGAUAUGGAUGAAUAACAACUUUUACUCAGGGCAUUGCGUGAUGUUAAUGUUCCUAAAUUUUUAAAAGAUGAUAUUCCUCUAUUCGAAAAUAUUAUCAGUGAUCUCUUCCCUGGUGUAGAAAGGCCUAAAUAUGAAUAUGGUGACUUAGUAAGCUAAAUUUCUGUUGUCUGUAAAGAUCCUGAUUUAAAUUUGCAACCUGUGCAAGCUUUUACAGAUAAAGUACUAUAGCUAUAUGAUACUAUUUAGGUAAGACAUGGUCUUAUGUUAGUUGGUCCAACUGGAGGUGGAAAAACUUCUAAUUAUCUUGUACUUCAAAGAAGUUUAAGUAAUCUACAUGACAAAGGAUUCUACAAAGUCCACACCCAUAUCAUGAAUCCUAAAAGUAUAACAAUGGGAUAAUUGUAUGGAUAGUUUAAUGAACAAACUCACGAAUGGACAGAUGGUAUAUUAGCCUACAUCAUAAGAGAGACUGUUAAAGAUACUUCAUCAGAAAAACAUUGGAUUCUCUUUGAUGGCCCAGUUGAUGCUAUUUGGAUCGAGUCUAUGAAUACAGUUCUAGAUGAUAACAAAAAACUAUGUUUAAAUAGUGGAUAGAUUUUAACUCUAACACCUCAUAUGACUAUGAUGUUCGAAGUAGAAGAUUUGGCUGUGGCUUCUCCUGCUACUGUAAGUAGAUGUGGUAUGGUAUACAUGGAGCCUAUCUCUCUUGGUUUACAACCUUUAAUAGAUUCAUGGUUGAAUAGCAUUCCUGCAAAUAUCUAAAAGAGAGCUAAAAUAAUAGAGAGACUUAAACUACUUUUUGAUAAACUUCUUUAACCUUGUUUGACUUUCUUAAGAAAAUAAUGUAAAGAAAUUGUAGCUACUGGAGAUAAUAAUCUUACUUAAUCUCUUUAGAGAAUUCUUAACAGCUAUUUUGCAGAAUAUGCAGAAACAGAAUUCAAAAGAAUUCCAAGUGAAGAAAUCGACAAUUUGUAAAACAUGAUAGAUUAACUAUUUAUUUUUUCACUAAUUUGGUCUGUUAUGGCUACUUGUGAUUCCGAAUCGAGAGAGAAAUUUUCUAAUUUCUAUAGAAAUCUUUUUACUACAGUAACUGAUUGUGGCUUCCCUUAGGAAGAUUCUGUAUAUAAUUAUUUCUGGAAUAAAGAAAAAAAAGUAUUUGAAAAUUGGUAAAUUUAAUAUGCAUCUUUUGAAGUAAGCUCUAAGUACCAAUAUCAUGAAAUUAUGAUUCCUACUAAUGAUUCUACUAGAAAUAUCUAUAUGAAGAAAUUACUUGUUUCCCAAGGCUACCAUGUUAUGUGCCCAGGUCCUACUGGUACUGGUAAAUCAUAAAAUUGUUAUUCUCUUUUAACAACUUAGCUUGGUGAGGAAUAUCAAUAUAUUGCUCUUACCUUCUCUGCAUAAACAAGUGCAAAUCAAACUUAAGACACCAUAGAUUCUAAGAUGGAUAAAAGAAGAAAAGGUAUUUUUGGGCCUCCUAUUGGUAAGAAGUGUAUCAUAUUUGUUGAUGAUUUGAACAUGCCUAAGAAAGAGACUUAUGGUGCAUAACCUCCUAUUGAACUUUUAAGAUAAUUCUUAGACCAUUAAGGUUGGUAUAAUAGAAGAGAUUUAGUUUUUAUGAGGUUCUAAGAUAUUAUUUUACUCGCUGCUAUGGGUCCUCCUGGUGGUGGUAGAUCAAACAUAACAGCUCGUUGCACUAGACACUUUAACAUUUUAGCAUACCCAGAAUUAGAAAGAACUAUCAUUAACUAACUUUUCUAAACUCUAGUUAAGCACUUCUUCAAAAAAUUCGACACUACCAUAAAAGAAGCUAUACCUUAAUUGGUUGAAUCAGUCAUAGAAGUUUACUAUAAGGUGAAAAAUGAAUUAUUGCCCACACCUUCAAAGAGUCAUUAUACCUUUAACAUGAGAGAUAUUAGUAAAGUAUUUUAAGGUAUGUGCUCUGCUACUACUAAUACUAAAACUUGCUCUGAAAUUCCUGUUCUAAUUAGACUUUGGUAUCAUGAGAACAUGAGAGUUUUCCACGAUAGAUUAACAACAGAUUAAGAUAGACAAUAUCUCAAAGAAAUACUUUAAGAUUUCUUUUAGAAAUUCAACAUUACAAAAGAAGAAGUAUUAACUACCUAAAGAAUUAUAUUUACUGAUUUCUUGCAAGGAAGAGAAUUAGAACCUAGAAUUUAUGCUCCUGUCGAUGAUUUAGACUAGUUUAUUGACAAGAUGGAUUACUUCUAAGAAGAAUAUAACACUGAUAACACAUUUGUUAUAAAUGGACCUAGAAGCUCAAUGAAGCUUGUUAUGUUUUUAGAUGCAUGUGAACAUAUAGCAAGAAUAGCUAGAAUUAUUAGAUAGCCUCAAGGUAAUGCUUUACUUUUUGGUGUUGGAGGUUCAGGUAGAUAGAGUUUAGCAAGAAUGGCAACAUUCUUAUCAAACUAUAAACUCUUUUAGAUUGAAGUUAUUAAAAAUUAUAAUAUGAGAUCAUGGCGUGAUGACAUUAAAAAAUGUCUUAUGAUGGCUGGUGUCGAAAAUAAAUCUCUUACUUUCUUAUUUGUUGAUACAUAAAUUAUAAAUGAGCAAAUGCUUGAAGAUAUUAACAAUAUUCUCAAUUCAGGAGAUGUCACAAAUAUUUAUUAGGAAAAAGAUAUGGAAGACAUUUAGAAUGCAUGUAAAAUGGAUUGCAUUAAGAAAGGCUUAUAACCAAACAAAAUGAACAUCUUUACUUAGUAUUUAAUUAGAGUCAAAAAAAAUGUACACAUUGUUAUUGCUAUGUCUCCUAUUGGAGAAGCAUUUGCUACCAGAUUGCGUAUGUUCCCUUCAUUAGUCUCUUGUUCAACAAUAGAUUGGUUUACUGAAUGGCCUGAAGAAGCUUUGCUUGGUGUUGGUAAAGGCUAACUUGUAGAUUUUGAAGAAGAACUAAAAAUACAAGGACUCACUACCAAUUUAGUCACUAUUUUCAAAGAUUGUCAUAAAUCAGUAGAAAAAAUAUCUUAGCGUUAUUUCUAGGAAUUAAGAAGAUAUAAUUAUGUAACUCCUACAAGCUUCUUGGAGCUUCUUAACUUGUAUAAGUCUAUCUUAGAUUAAAAGAAUAAGGGUUUAAAUGAAUAGAUUUCAAGAUUAAAGAGUGGUCUUGAUAAAUUAGCAGGAGCAAACAAAGCUGUUGAAGAAAUGAAAGUAACUCUCACAAAGAUGAGACCUGAGCUAGAAAUUGCAUAAGAAUAAACAUAAAAAAUGAUGGAAUAUUUAGAAGUAGAAUAAAAGGACGCAGAUGAGACCUAAAAAAUUGUAGCAAAAGAAGAAAUAGAAGCAAAAAAGCAAGAAAGAGAAGCUCUAGAAUUAGCUGAAAAAGCAGAAGCAGCUGUUGCUGAAGCUAAUUCCUCUUUAGCCAAAACGCUUAAAAAUGUCAGUGAACUUAAAAAAGAGCAUUUAGUUGAAGUAAAAUCUCUUUAAACUCCUCCAGAGGCAGUUAAAAUUACAUUGGCAGGUGUAGUUAUUCUAUGUACAGACUAUGUAAAGAAGAUUGGUGAAAUCAUCAUCACAGCAGUUAAAGAUCAGUUUGGUAAAAAAGAAGAAAAUUACUUCUAAACAGCUAAAUAGUAUUUAUUGACAGAUCCAAAAGAACUUCUUAAUAUUUUGAUGAAUUAUAAUAGAGAAAAUAUUAACCCUAAAUAUAUUGAAAAAUUGGAAAAAGUAUGCUUCCCUCACCCUAAGUUCAACGAAGCUGAUGCCUAUGGUGGUAGUAAAGCUACUGGUUAUCUCUUUGGUUGGGUAAAAGCAAUGUAUGAUUUCCACAAAGUAUUUACUGAUACUGAGCCUUUAAGAAAGUAAUUAGAUGAAGUAAAGCGUGUUGUACAACAAAAAACAGAAGAAUUAAAAGAAAAGAAGGAGUCUUUAGAAAAGAUUAACUAAAAAAUCAAUAAUUUAAGAUAGCAGUCAGAGGAAAAAAUUAGACAAAAGGAAUAUUUAACAAACUAAAUUAAAGAAUGUGAAAUUAAAUUAGAAAGAGCUCAAAAAUUAACUGAUGGCUUAAAAGAUGAAAAAGAAAGGUGGUCAAGUGAUAUAGAAGUAUUGUCAGAAAAAGGUAAACUCUACCCUGGUGAUGCAGCUAUUGCAGCAGCUAUGCUUGCUUAUAGUGGGUCAUUUGUUGCAUCUUACAGAUCAGAAUUAGAACAUUUAUGGAUUAAAUACUUGAAUGAUUUGUCGAUUCUCCAUACAGAUAACAUAACUAUGAGAUAAUUCCUUGGUGAUGAAGUAUAAAUUUAGACUUGGAAUCUUUGCGGCUUACCUAAAGAUGGAACAAGUAUCGAAAAUGGUAUUUUAAUUGAUAAAAGUAGAAGACGUCCUUUGAUGAUUGAUCCUCAAAACUAAGCUAAUAAAUAUAUUAAGAAUCUUGGUAGAGAAGUCAAGGGAGAUAUAAUUGUAUAAAAAGUAAGCGAUCCUUCAUUAAUGCGUAGCAUUGAAUAGGCUCUUCAAUUUGGUAAAUGGGUGUUAGUCGAAGCUGUUGGUAGAGACUUAGACCCCUCUCUUGAACCUGUAUUAAACUAAUAAUUGAUCCGUUAAGGAAAUGAAUAUUUAAUUUAAUUUGGUGAGAAACGUUUGAACUAUAGCCCAGAAUUCCGUUUCUAUAUGACAACUAACUUACGUAAUCCUCACUAUUCUCCAGAAACAAGUGUAAAAGUAACAAUUAUUAACUUUGCUAUUACACCCUUUGGCUUAGAAGAGUAGAUGCUUGCAAGGGUAGUCGAAAAAGAAAAUCCAAAUCUUGAAAAUAGAAAAAAUGAAAUCGUCCGUAAGAAUGCAUAAGAUAAAAGAGACUUAGUAGCAACUGAAGAUUAGAUUUUAUCUUCUCUUUCUUCUACAAAAGGAGAUAUUGCAGAUAUUUUAUUAGAUGAAACACUUAUUAAUCAACUAUAAAACUCUAAGAAAUUUGCAGCUGAAAUAAACUAAAGAGUCAAAGAUUCGAAAAAGACUGAAAUUGAAAUCGAUAAGGCUAGAGAAGGAUAUCGUCCAGUUGCUUUUAGAACAUCAAUUUUAUUCUUCUGUAUUUUAGAACUAGCUACUAUUGAUCCUAUGUAUCAAUAUUCUUUGUAAUGGUUUAUCAAUUUGUUUGAAAUGGGUGUUGAAAAUGCUGAGUAAAGUGAAGAACUAGAAUAAAGAUUGCAUAAUUUAAAUGAAUACUUCACUUAUUCUUUAUAUGAAAAUGUUUGUAGAUCACUCUUCGAAAAGCACAAGUUGAUUUUCUCUUUCUUGCUUACUUAAAGAAUUUUAGCUUCUAAAAACGAAAUAAAUUUGGAAGAGUGGUAGUAUCUUUUAUCAGGACCACAAGGAUCUAUUCAUGUUAAAUAAAAUCCCACAAAUUGGAUAGCUGACAGCAGCUGGCCAGAUAUUUACAAGUAACUUUAUGGCAUGAACAAGCUUCCUAAUUUCUAGGGUAUUGAGGAUCAUUUCAUGGAAAACCCCGAUAGCUACAAAGACAUAUAUGAUGCUUAAAAUCCUCAUGAAAUGGAACUACCUGGAGAGUGGAAUACAAAACUUGAUGAGUUUGAAAAAAUUGUUUUCUUAAAGUUCAUCAGAUCAGAUAAAUGUAUCCCAGCAAUUUAAAAUUGGAUUAAAAACAAAAUAGGAUAAGAAUUCAUUAUUGUGCCUACUUUUGAUCUAGCAAAGUGCUUCAAGGAUUCUACAAUUCUCACUCCUCUCAUCUUCGUUUUAUCACCUGGUUCUGAUCCAGUUUCUGACUUCCAAAAAUUCGCAGAAGAAAAUAACAUGACCAGAAAAGUUAAAAUGAUUUCUUUAGGUUAAGGAUAAGGUCCUAAAGCAGAGAAAUUAAUUGUAGAAGGUAAAUAAGCUGGUGGUUGGAUUUUGCUAUAAAAUUGCCAUUUAGCUACAAGUUGGAUGCCUGAAUUAGAAAGACUUUGUGAGGAAUUCGAUGAAACUAUGCACAAAGAUUUUAGACUUUGGUUGACUUCAGCCCCAAGUAGCACUUUCCCUUCUAGCGUCUUAUAAAAUGGUGUUAAAAUGACAAUUGAACCUCCUACAGGUCUUAGAGCUAACCUUUUAAGAAGCUAUAAGAAUCUCAGCGAUUAAGAGCUGAGUGAUUGUAAGAAGCCAAAUGAAUUUAAAAAAUUACUGUUUGGCUUUUGCCUUUUCCAUGCAAUUAUUCAAGACAGAAGAAAAUUUGGUGCUAUUGGUUGGAAUAUUGCUUAUGAGUUUACAAAUGAAGAUUUAGGUGUUUGCAAAAAGCAACUUAAAUUAUUGCUUGAUGAAUAUAAUGAAAUUCCUUACAAGGUUUUAAAUUAUUUGGGUGCCGAAAUUAAUUAUGGUGGAAGAGUCACAGAUGAUAAAGAUAUUCGUUUGAUUAAAAGUAUAUUAGCUAGUUAUUGCUGUAAAGAUGUCUUACGUGAUGGACAUAAAUUCUCUGAAAGUGGUUUAUAUUUAUCUAUUCCUGCAAGCACAUAAGAAGAUUAUAUUAAGUAUAUUGAAAAUUUACCUUUGAAUCCAGCUCCUGAAGCCUUCGGCUUGCAUGACAAUGCAGAAAUUACAAAUGCAUAAAAUGAAACCAGAGAUUUGCUUGAAUCAUUGCUUUCACUUUAACCUCGUGAGCAAGGUGGUGAAGGAAAAAGCAGAGAAGAAAAAAUUACUGAAAUAGCAAAUUUCAUCCAAUAAUAAACUCCUCCAGUUUGGGAUAUCGAAAGCAUAUCCAAACAAUAUCCUACAGACUACAAUGAAUCUAUGAAUACAGUACUCGUAUAGGAAUUAAUUAGAUACAAUAGAUUGCUUGAAAUUAUGGCUACUUCUCUUGUGCAAGUUAAAAAAGCUCUAGUUGGUUUAAUUGUUAUGAGUGAAGAGCUUGAAAUACUUGCUAAUAACUUGCAUGACAACUAAGUUCCUCACAUGUGGAAUGAAAAAGGACAUCUUUCCCUUAAGCCAUUAAUGUCAUGGAUAGAAGACCUGAACUAAAGAGUUAAUUUCCUUAAUGAUUGGAUAUAAAAUGGUACUCCUAAAAUAUUUUGGAUUUCAGGUUUCUUCUUCCCUCAAGCGUUUAUUACUGGAUCACUAUAAAAUUAUGCAAGAAGAAAAUUUGUUGCCAUUGAUAGAUUGUAAUUUGAAUAUAAAGUACUUGAUAUAGAUCCUUCCAAAGUAAAAGAAAAACCUGAAGAAGGUUGUUAUGUUUAUGGUAUUUACCUUGAAGGAGCAAGAUGGGAUUACAAAAAGCAAGUAAUUAACCAACCUAAACCUAAAGAAUUGUACUCAGAUCUUCCAGUAAUGCAUUUGUUACCAGUAGUUGACAGACAAAAAUCUGAUAAAAUUAUCUACAAUUGCCCAUUAUACAAAGUUGUCAGUAGAAGAGGUACUUUAAGUACAACUGGACAUAGUACUAACUUCGUUAUGUUUAUUGAACUUCCUUCAAAUAAAUCAGAAGACAUAUGGGUUAGAGGAGGUGUUGCAGCUUUCCUUGCACUCAGAUACUGA